Molecule: messenger RNA, 812 nt
Organism: Polychytrium aggregatum
Lineage: Eukaryota; Fungi; Chytridiomycota; Chytridiomycetes; Polychytriales
Exons: 1
Coding region: 109-690 (193 amino acids)
Source: RefSeq, a predicted model, not a curated record
UUCAGUCGCAUGAUCCGGCUAUCGCACCAUGCUCUACUUUCUCCCACCCUCUGCCCUUCUCCACAUCGUGACCCGCAUCCGUGAUCUUGAAGCGCCUGGUCAGCCUCUAUGCGUUUGCUCCGCUCUGCUCGUGCUUCUAUAUAUAUCAUGUCGUUUCUUUCUCUUAUUUUCUUUUCACCCUCCGCUCUAAUUUCAAUCGCAUCCAUCGUUUGUGCUCUGGCUGCAACACGAUCCUCUAUUCACCAGCGUCUGUCCUUGCGGAGCUACCAGCAAACGACAACUCCUGUGCUGUUCUGCGAACUGGAACGAGCCCUCGAGCCGAUCAGGAUCAACUCUGCACGUCUGCUCCCAGCUGGUGCGUUUUUAUUCUCCUUUGACCUUCGACCAUGCACUCGGGAUGAUGUAUUUUGUUCCUUGGAUGCUGUGUCUCAAUGUUGCAAACCCGAGAUCGGACCACUCUUUGCCCAUUUGUCCUUUGUAUUUGCUCUAGACUUUUUCGGUGCCUUGCCCUCUACCACCAGCCACCCUUGGCGUUUGACUGUGUGGUCAGAGUUGCAUCCCACCCCCUUCUCUUUCGUUGGCCUCAUAUUCUGUCUUGCCAUCUCCCGCGCACACCCAGGUCGCGGGCCCUGCUCUUCUUGCAUCGCCUUUUGUUGCUUGUUCCCGUCAACAGCCCAUGCUUCCAUUUGAGUUCCCACGCCCAUCCGGCAGACUUCAUACGGCUUUUUUCCAAACGAAACGGGCUGCCCCGUUUUGGGUCAGGGGUUUCGUUUUUUCUGGUCCUGAAUACACCCAUUCAUCGCUGCGCUCCG